Drosophila serrata is the source of this 2892-nucleotide messenger RNA. RefSeq lists its product as uncharacterized. Lineage: Eukaryota; Metazoa; Arthropoda; Insecta; Diptera; Drosophilidae. The record is from RefSeq and is a predicted model, not a curated record.
UCGAAUUUGUAUUUCCCAAGUACGCGCGAUCCGAAAAUCAGACAGCAACGCGUCUCUGUGAAUUUCGAUGCUUUAAAGUGAAGAAAUAGGAAUUAUUACAGAAUAGAAUGCCUGCAAAUUCUAAAAAGUGAAGUUACUCAGCAAUUACGAUUUGUGUUUUUAAAGUUCAUUCAGUGCGCUACGGCAUAAACUAAUUAAAUAAACUUAACCAAACACUAAAGUAACUUUAAGCCUAUUGUAUCUUAAUGCAAAAACAAAUAACUAAAGUCGUGAAACCCAAGCCAUAAUAAAUACUACACUACUACAAAAACCCACCAAGCUAAGUAACCAAAAAUGUCUAAAAAACUCCCAACUAUAUCUGUAACUGCCGAUAAGCGUUCUACGCAUUCCGAUUUAUCAUCGUCCUCAUCGUCAUCCCACGACACCGAUAGCAAUGACAUGGACUAUGGGCGCGAUGGCGCCGGGGGCGUGACCGACGUUGAAGAUUUCGACAGCCAGGCAGAGGCUCUGAAGCCCAGCCCGCGGCGAGGCUCUGCAUCCAAGUCGUCCCUGAAACCCAAAUUCCAACCAAAACCUAAUACAGGCGAACCCGACGUCACCGAUGUGGAGGACUACGACACAGAAUCGGACGAGGAUGAGAAGAGCACAGCAUAUCCAGAAUUAAAGAUGUCCCUUCGAGAGUUCCUCCAGCAGGGUCUGCAGAACCAGGAAGCCGUAGAUAAUGAUGCAAAAGAGAGCUGCGAGAUAAAAGCCGGUGACUUCUUGCAAGCACAAAACCUGAAUGGCAUGGCCGAUUAUCUAACUGAUUGCGAAGACUAUGAUACCGACUCUGAAGUAGGAUUUGGCUGCGAGAAAUCCGUGUGCGUGGACCUGGAUCAAGCGGUGGGCGAUCAAGGACGAGUCGCCAUUGCUGAUGGCGAGAAGAACCAAGACGAUUCCGACCAGUAUGAAGAUGUCUCCGUAAUUAGUGACAUUAGUGACCUGGCCUCAGCCAUGUCCGAUUGCACUGGCAUCGGAGUGCGCGGUGCGUCUGAAGACGAGGUUCUAGAGGUAUCCGAUAGUGGUCGCGAAGAAGUGUGCCAAAUUGCCUGUUCGGGCACUGAGUCAGAGUCGGAGGGCGCGGCAGCCUGGAGUCGAAGUGCAAGUGAGACUAGUUUUCCACCCAUUGAUGUGGCCUUUGUAAGUGCCAGCGGACAACCUCGUCGGAAUUCCAAGUCCAGUAUGCCCAUGCCAGGACAGAAGCAAUUUUUACUGGCGGCAGCAAAAAACGAAGAGGUUUUGACCGAUGUCGAAGGCAUUGAUGAUUCUGCAGCAGAAGAUAGCUUUGACAAUGAGGAGGAAGAUGAGGAACCCAUACCCCGAGCCAUCAUUCUGGCCUCUGGCGAUGACGGCACCUGUCUGACCGAUGUGGAGGACAUGUUUUGUGAGGACAAUUCGUUGGCCAGCACAGUUCCUGAAGCGCGUUCAGUAUCCCACGAAGUGCUGCCGCUGCCACACCGCGAGGUGGUAGAACUGAAGGAGGACAAGAACGGUGACACUAUAACCAAUGUAAUGCCUAUGGACUGCAACUAUGAGUUUGGCAUUUACAAUCAUCUAAAGGACACCAUUCACACCGACUCGGAGGAUUAUUCUUGUGCCGAUGACUGGAGUCUUCAGCACUCAAUUGCCGAAUAUUCUGCAGCAGGAGGGUCCCAUCUAAUCGAAAACGAGGUGAUCGUAUCCAAUGAACUCUUGAAGCAGCAGCAAAACAAACGCUUGGAGGUGCAGAGCAACGCCGAGUCCGUCACAGAUGUGGAGGAGAUCUUUGUGGCCGGUACAAACAGGCGUAAAAAGUUGAAGACCCGCACUCUGAGCAAAGGAAAGAACAAGCUGCUGGACGUUGUCAAAGGCAAAGAAGAUGGAGUGACCGAUGUUGAGGACAUGGACCUGAGUGAAUGCGGUCUACCUCCAGGAUUGAAACGGGUGGAGCAACUUAAGCUACAGGCUAAGGGAUCGAAUGCAGACAAGGUAACUGACGCCGAGGACGUAUCCACCGAUGAUGUGUCCGACAUCUCUGACGCCUCCGAUAUCCCACCGCCAUCAUCGGUUGACAAGUCGGGAAGCAAGACAAAACUACAGCCGCUUCAGUUGCGUCUGCUUAAGGACGAUAUUGUCAAUCAACAGCUCACGGACGUGGAGGACGUUCAGCUACCGUCGGAGGCGGAGGACGCACUGGAACCACCGGCCAUUCCAGUGGCCAAUAGCAAUAGUAAGGAACUCAACGAUAUGUUGAACGAGAGCUACACGGUGGUGCAUGAGAGGACUGGUCGCAGCUUCAACAGCGAGGCCGAGAAGCUGCAUAUAAAGGGCGUAAUCCGAGAUGCCCAUACCGACGUUGAGUAUGUUGAGUCCGACGAGUCAGCCGCUAGGGGUGGCAACUAGCCUGCCCCUUUCCGUGUCCUCAACCAAUCCGAUCCGAUCCGAAUCGGUCGCAAGCUGUUGCCAAAAGAAAUCUCAACAAUAGUUCAUAAGUGUUCAUAGAUACGAAAAUCCCAACACACACACUAAAGCAUUUUGUAAGUAAAGCCAACAAUUACCAAAACAUUUUCGUUCAAGUUCUUGCCACAAUCAAAAAGCAGCAAAAAGCCUUAAAUCUACUCGCAUCGAUCCCAUAAGUCUAACCCCUGUGCCAGUGCCAUACUAACAGUUUUCUAACCGUCACCUAGGCGUCGUUCUACUAACAUUCACACUCUAUUGUUGAUCCUAACAGAAUUGUUAUUUGAAAAUUUCAUUUUGUUUGUCCUUUGUUCGAUUGUCUGUAAAUCAUUCAUUAUCAUUUCGUUUGUAGAGUAUUAUAAUGUAGCCCUAGGUCACUUUUGUGUUCUUUUUAUACAUCCGUAGAAUGUCUCUAAU